AUGUCGGCCGCUGGGAACAAUAUGUUAUCAGAAGACGGUACUUCGAACAAAGAAGUAUCGCCCUCCAGGAGCCCCGGCUCGAGGCAUGAUGGAGAUACUGCCCAACGUAUCGAUAAAUCGGUGGAAAACAUGGACGAUUAUGGGGAGUCGACAGGAUUGCUGGAACAACCGGUGGCUUCGGUGCGAUUACCCAUCAUCGGAAUGACCUGCCAAUCGUGUGUCCGUAACAUCGAAGGCACCAUCGGAAACAAGCUGGGUGUGGUGAAGAUCAGUGUGGUAUUGGCAGAAAAUGCGGGCUACAUUGACUACGACCCGGCACUCACAGACCCGUCACAGAUAGCGGCCGAUAUUGACGACAUGGGGUUCGAGUGUCCUUACACGGAUGCCACGGUUUCACCGACGCUUUCCAACCCAAAACGGUCCAUUCUCGUCGAAGGUGUCGAAAGUGACAGUGACUCGGGCAGUAAAGUAGGAACCGGUGUCUCCAACACACGCUCCGCACGCAUCAGCAUCGAGGGAAUGACUUGCCAGUCAUGCGUGCGAAAUAUCGAAGGCACGAUAAAGGACCGUCCUGGUGUCCUGUCGAUCCGUGUGCUCUUAGACGAGCGCGUUGGGCUGGUAGAGUUUGAUCCACGAACGACGACAGCGGAAAGGAUUGCGGAACAGAUCGAUGAUAUGGGGUUUGAGGCGCGGGCGAUUUCGGACAAGCAACCCGCGUUAACCGAGCGACGAACCUCCCCAAUGACAAACGGAGGGAAGAAAGUAACAACGCCAGUAAAUGGCAGCUUAACGGGGAAGCAAAAGGAAGCGGAAGGAGCUCCAACGUUACGGCGUUGCUUUUUGCACGUGCAAGGAAUGACCUGUGCAAGCUGCGUAUCAGCCAUCGAGAAGCACUGCCGGAAGAUCUACGGUGUGGAGUCGAUUCUAAUCGCGCUGCUGGCGGCCAAGGCGGAAGUAAAGUACGACGAACGAUUGACGACACCGGCCGACAUAGCGAAGUCGAUUACGGAGCUUGGCUUCCCGACGGAAGUGAUCGAGGAGCCAGGAACGGGCGAGACGGAGGUAGAGAUCGAGAUCCUGGGCAUGACGUGUGGCUCGUGUGUGGCCAAAAUCGAACAGACGGCCCUGAAGGUGCCGGGUGUUGUACGCGCUUCGGUUGCGCUUACGCUCAAGCGUGGCCGGUUUACCUUCAACAACGAGCGAACUGGGGCACGUACAAUUUGUGAAGCCAUCGAGGGGCUUGGUUUUGAGGCGCGCGUGAUGUCGGGAAAGGACAAGAUGGCACACAGUUACCUCGAGCACAAGGAGGAGAUCCGGAAGUGGCGUAACGCGUUUCUUAUAUCGCUCGCGUUUGGAGGUCCUUGCAUGAUCGCGAUGACGUACUUUAUGGUGUUGAUGCACGACCACAGCCACGAGGAGAUGUGUUGCGUGGUGCCGGGAUUAUCGCUGGAAAACUUGAUAAUGUUCGCCCUUUCGACACCGGUGCAGUUUUUCGGUGGGUGGCAUUUUUACAUCCAAGCGUAUCGAGCGGUACGACAUGGCGCAAGCAACAUGGACGUGCUGAUUACAAUGGCCACGACCGUAAGCUACCUCUACUCGGUGGGUGUGCUGGUGGCGGCGAUGGUGCUGGAGCAGCGUACCUCACCGCUUACGUUCUUCGACACCCCACCGAUGCUGUUUAUCUUCAUUUCACUUGGCCGGUGGAUGGAACACAUCGCGAAGGGGAAAACAUCCGAAGCGCUCUCGAAGCUGCUUUCACUGAAGGCCACCGAAGCGACACUGGUGACACUCGGUCCGGAUUAUACCGUCCUCACCGAGAAGGUCCUUUCGGUCGAUCUGGUGCAGCGUGGGGACGUGCUAAAGGUAGUACCCGGUAGCAAGGUGCCAGUCGACGGGAAGGUCCUGUGUGGUAACUCGACCUGUGACGAAAGCCUCAUCACCGGUGAAUCGAUGCCUGUGAUGAAGCGCAAGGGAGCGGUCGUAAUCGGUGGUUCAAUCAACCAAAACGGAUUGCUGUUGAUGCAGGCGACACACACAGGUGAACACACGACGCUGGCACAGAUCGUGAAGCUGGUCGAGGAGGCACAAACUUCGAAAGCACCGAUACAGCAACUUGCUGACCGGAUUGCUGGAUACUUCGUGCCGUUCGUAGUGGCCGUCUCGUUGGUCACGCUUAUCGGCUGGAUUGUAUCUGGGUACAUCGAUAUCGCUCACAUCCCGGCGAGCGAUCGCGACAAGGAUGGCCUUACGCCGUCUGAGAUCAUCGUAAGCUAUGCGUUCCGUUGUGCGUUAAGUGUCCUUGCGAUCGCUUGUCCGUGUGCGCUCGGACUUGCCACACCUACCGCCGUUAUGGUUUCCACGGGCGUUGGUGCCCUUCAUGGUAUCCUUGUGAAAGGCGCUGGUCCUCUCGAGAACGCACACAAGGUGAAAACGAUCGUGUUCGACAAGACGGGCACAAUCACGCACGGUACGCCGAUGACGUCCCGCAUCUGUAUGCUGGUCCGGCCAGCCGUUUGUUCACUAGCACGUGCCCUCACAAUUGUCGGAUCAGCCGAGACCAAUAGUGAGCAUCCGAUCGCGACCGCGAUCGUAAAAUACGUCCGGGAUACGCUCGAAAUCGAUGGGUUUGGGAAGUGUGGCAAUUUCUCGGCCGUUCCCGGUUGCGGCAUCCGGUGUGUCAUCUCUAACGUAGACGAUAUUGUGCGCCGAGUGGAGCAAUCGGAUCGGAUAAGAAAUUACCAGAACGCGUACCGGAGCGAUCAGCAGCAACCGAUCGUUUUGAACGGUGCCACCGUUGAGGAACUAAUACCACAGUUAAGUGCCUCGCAAAAGAACACGAUCGAACUGCAGCAGUUGCUACACUUGGAACCGAUCGGUGAAGGCCAAGCUGGCGGGGAUAGCAUGGAGGCGUUUGCGGACGUGAAUGAGUACAAUGUGCUGAUCGGUAACCGGGAGUGGAUGGCUCGGAACGCGAUCGUUGUCCCGCCUGAGGUGAACAUACGGAUGUCGGAAGAGGAACAAAUGGGCAACACGGCAAUCUUGUGUGCGCUAAAUGGUCAGCUCGUGUCCAUGCUGUCGGUGUCGGAUAUGGUUAAGCCGGAAGCACACCUGGCCGUUUAUACGCUGCGGAAGAUGGGAAUUGAAGUGAUUUUGCUGACGGGUGACAACAAAAAUACGGCGGCCAGUAUAGCCCGCCAGGUGGGCAUCAAUCGAGUUUUCGCUGAGGUCCUUCCAUCGCACAAGGUCGCUAAGAUUCAGCGGAUACAGGAGACGGGUGUACGGGUCGCGAUGGUCGGGGAUGGUGUGAACGAUAGCCCGGCUUUGGCGCAGGCUGACGUAGGGAUUGCGAUCGCUUCCGGUACAGAUGUCGCGGCCGAGGCAGCAGAUGUCGUGCUUAUGCGGAACGAUUUGUUGGAUGUCGUGGCUUGCUUGGAUCUUUCGCGGAGGACAGUACGCAAAAUUCACUUGAAUUUCCUCUUCGCCAGCAUGUACAAUCUGUUGGGUAUACCUCUUGCGGCAGGCAUCUUCACUCCUUUCGGAUUUACGCUCGAGCCCUGGAUGGCAUCAGCCGCCAUGGCAGCGAGUUCCGUAUCGGUGGUGUGUUCCUCGCUCAUGAUCAAGCUGUACAAAAAGCCAACGCAGGCUUCGCUACAAACCCCGGAGUACCGUGAGCUAAUGGAGGCUGGAGCCUUCCUCGAUCCGGACACGAUUUCUGUGCACCGUGGGCUCGACGAUAUUCCCCGCCCAAAUCUGGCUCGCUCGACCAGCUCUACACUGGCCAAGUUAUUCGGUCGGGGCAAGGAUUCAAAGGAAGACGGACUGUUGGCGACACUCGACGAUGAUGAACUUUCUGUUAGCAUCGUCAAAGCAUCGAGCACAAGCAUUUACAAGGAUGCCACCGAGCUUCAGAAGCUGUAAACAACGAUCGUCUCAGUGCGGCAAGAGGAAGAAAAAGCACAAUGUUCGUUGACUUUUCGACGAUUCUUUGCAACCUUUCAACCAUUUAUGUUGCAAAGUGCAGCCAUACGCCGGGAGUUGGUGACAGUUGUGCGAAAACCCUUCCUCAUGCCUAAAAUUGAAUACCAUUUGCCGAUUUUUUUAAUUACCUUAAAGUCCCAAACGUUUGCUUUUUUGGGGUUUUGAUUUUUUUCUUUCUUUAUUCAGUGAGCAUGUGAUAUUUGCAUUGUUUGUUUAGAAUGGGACGAGCGACCCUCCGUUGCUUCUAGUUUAUUUAAGAGAUUUAUGACCCACGAUACCGCCAGUACUCGUUGUGUACUUAUACCAUCUGCAAACGCCCCCGUACCAGUUUGGCAAAGUGAACAUUUUUUAUACACUAGACGCCUUUUAAGA
This is a messenger RNA of Anopheles nili, 4350 nucleotides long. RefSeq names its product copper-transporting ATPase 1 (gene ATP7). The transcript is spliced from 6 exons. Gene Ontology annotation, biological process: monoatomic cation transport; copper ion homeostasis. Gene Ontology annotation, cellular component: perinuclear region of cytoplasm; membrane; trans-Golgi network. The record is from RefSeq and is a predicted model, not a curated record. NCBI's taxonomy places the organism in Eukaryota, Metazoa, Arthropoda, Insecta, Diptera, Culicidae. Bases 1 to 3918 code for a protein of 1305 amino acids. Gene Ontology annotation, molecular function: copper ion binding; ATP hydrolysis activity; P-type divalent copper transporter activity.